CUUCAACAACACGAUAUGUGUUUAUUUUGAACUAAAAUGAUAAAUCAAACAAUUUUAAUAAACAUUUUUACAAUUUACAUACGCAUUUCUAGUGCUCUUAAUACUAACGAAGACAGCAAAUUGAACUUUACCGGAUUGGGAUUUAAAUAUGGACAUAAUGUUGAAGAACAUAAUGUAAUCACAGAAGAUGGAUAUAUACUAAAACUGUACCAUAUCCCAGGGAACGACAGAAGACCUGUACUCCUAGUUCACGGGAUCAUCGACAGUUCUGAUACUUUCAUCAUCAGAGGAAACGGAUCGCUCGCUAUAACUCUUGUUAACAGAGGCUACGAUAUCUGGGCUAUAAACACAAGGGGUAACAGAUGCUCAAAAUUGCAUGAAUAUUUAAAUCCAAAUGAUGGAAAUUUCUGGAACUUCAGUUUCCACGAAAUGGGAUACUACGAUCUACCUGCAACGAUCGAUUACAUUCUCGAGAGAACGAAUCAAAAGCAAUUGACUGCGAUCGGUCAUUCGCAAGGCAACACCCUCUUUUACGUCCUGGGAUCAACUCGACCAGAAUACAAUGAAAAAAUAAAAGUAAUGAUAGCUUUAGCUCCGAUAUGUUUCCUACACAAUGUGAAGCCGCCAGUAUCAACUUUGCUAGAAUUAUUACCAACUGUUGGUAAUUUAUUACAAACUUUUGGUAUGGAAGAGGUGUUCAGUGAUGAAGCAGUUUAUAGUGGGGUAAUAAAAUCGCUCUGUAAUCAGAAAGAGGUUGGUUAUGAAGUGUGCGCGCGUGGUGUUUUCUUCGCAAUCGGUGGCAGUGAUUCUUCAGAAUUUGAACCUGAGUUUCUUCCGGUUGUGGUGUCCCGUUAUCCUACGAGUACAUCGAGGAAGAAUGGAGUUCACGUCGCACAAGUUGCUUUGCGUAGAAGUUUUUCUCAGUAUGAUUACGGUCCGAUGAGAAAUAUCGCAGUUUAUAAUACGAUAGUACCACCGUUGUAUGAUUUGGGGAAGGUGAAGAUGAGAGUAGUUUUAUUUGUAGGAAGAAAUGAUGGAAUGUCAUCUAUACGAGAUACGGAAUUGUUGAGAGAUAGACUACCCAAUGUCGAGUACCGCCUGUUAGAACACAAGAAACUCAAUCAUUUGGAUCAUGUUUGGGGACGGAAUAUGGACCAGUAUCUUUUUCCACAUAUACUAUCAGUAUUAAAAAAGUACAACUAACUAACUAGUUUUUUUUACUGUUUACAUGUUUAAAAACAUUCAUAAUCAUUUUCUUCAGAUUUAUGAUGUGAGUACCUUUUACGAUAUGUUUAGAAAAAAAAACAAUGAAAAAACCUAACACCAACCUGGCAAGGUUAUAUGCAAACAUAUUUUGAAUUCAUUACAGAUUAUAUAACACA
This is a messenger RNA of Papilio polytes (common Mormon), 1382 nucleotides long. RefSeq names its product lipase 1-like. Gene Ontology annotation, molecular function: hydrolase activity, acting on ester bonds. NCBI's taxonomy places the organism in Eukaryota, Metazoa, Arthropoda, Insecta, Lepidoptera, Papilionidae. The transcript has a single exon. The coding region runs from base 37 to 1203 and encodes 388 amino acids. The record is from RefSeq and is a predicted model, not a curated record.